Messenger RNA from Tinamus guttatus (white-throated tinamou), 1542 nucleotides. It is a transcript of the gene CCNK, whose product is annotated as cyclin K. Lineage: Eukaryota; Metazoa; Chordata; Aves; Tinamiformes; Tinamidae. Gene Ontology annotation, molecular function: cyclin-dependent protein serine/threonine kinase regulator activity. Gene Ontology annotation, biological process: regulation of transcription by RNA polymerase II. The record is from RefSeq and is a predicted model, not a curated record.
UUCCUUUUGAAAACGUAUCAGGCAAGAACAGUCCUAUUUUAAUAAAUGAAGGAGAACAAAGAAAAUUCCAGUCCUUCUGUAAACUUGGCAAACCUGGACCAUACAAAGCCAUGCUGGUACUGGGAUAAGAAGGAUUUGGCACAUACCCCUUCACAACUAGAAGGGCUUGAUCCAGCUACGGAGGCAAGAUACCGCAGAGAGGGGGCCAGAUUCAUAUUUGAUGUAGGGACACGUUUAGGCCUACACUAUGAUACAUUAGCAACCGGAAUAAUUUAUUUCCAUCGAUUUUAUAUGUUUCAUUCCUUCAAACAGUUCCCCAGAUAUGUAACAGGAGCCUGCUGUCUUUUCCUGGCAGGAAAAGUUGAAGAAACACCUAAAAAAUGUAAAGAUAUAAUCAAAACAGCCCGUAGCUUAUUAAAUGAUGUACAGUUUGGACAGUUCGGAGAUGAUCCCAAGGAAGAAGUGAUGGUCCUUGAAAGAAUAUUACUACAAACAAUAAAAUUUGAUUUGCAAGUGGAACAUCCGUACCAGUUCCUGCUCAAGUAUGCCAAACAGCUCAAAGGAGACAAAAAUAAAAUUCAGAAACUGGUUCAAAUGGCAUGGACGUUUGUGAAUGACAGCCUCUGCACUACGCUGUCACUACAGUGGGAGCCAGAAAUCAUAGCUGUUGCAGUUAUGUACUUAGCAGGUCGUUUGUGUAAGUUUGAAAUACAAGAAUGGACCUCAAAACCAAUGUACAGACGGUGGUGGGAACAGUUUGUCCAAGAUGUCCCUGUUGAUGUUCUGGAAGAUAUCUGCCACCAGAUUCUGGAUCUGUACUCACAAGGGAAGCAGCAGAUGCCUCAUCACACUCCUCAUCAGCUGCAGCAGCCGCCAUCUCUCCAGUCUGCACCCCAGGCACCUCCUGUGCAGCAGUCACAGCAGCCCCAGGGUUCGGAGCAGUCCCAGGCUCAGCAGCAGAAGGAGUCGCAGCAGUCAGCGCAGCAGCAGCAGCAGCAAACACAAGCACAGCAAUCAAAAAAGCCUUCUCCCCAGUCAAGCCCUCCCAGACAGAUCAAAAGACCAGCAACUGUAUCUCCCAAAGAAGAAACAAAGGCAACAGAACCACCACCACCAUCUAAAAUCCCUAAAAUUGAAACUUCACAUCCACCGAUACCUCCUGCGCAUCCACCUCCAGAGCGCAAGCCGCCGCCGCUGGCCGCGUCGGUCCCCAUGGGCGAAGCGGAGCAGCCCUCCGCGGUGGACUCGGUGGACAUGCCCAAGGUGCAGAUCCCUCCUCCCGCGCAUCCCGCCCCGGUGCACCAAUUCCUGUACAUAAUAUAUAUAUUUUCUAAGUGUGAAAGUCUGAAUGUAACAACCUACUGUGAUUUGCAUCCUGGUUAUAAAUGGGACUACUUCAUUCACACCUACCCAAAUAAAAUUGAUUCUGAAUAUAGUGGAUUUCCGAGUUUUUCACGAUUUGUAACACUGCUGGACCGUGAUUACAGCACCGCAUCCCUUGUAGGUGAGAUCCGCAGGUGGAAUGAAACAGACUUGGCUUAA